Molecule: messenger RNA, 1514 nt
Organism: Zingiber officinale
Lineage: Eukaryota; Viridiplantae; Streptophyta; Magnoliopsida; Zingiberales; Zingiberaceae
Product: DNA repair protein RAD50-like
Exons: 9
Coding region: 16-1266 (416 amino acids)
Biological process (GO): chromosome organization involved in meiotic cell cycle; telomere maintenance via telomerase; double-strand break repair
Cellular component (GO): Mre11 complex; condensed nuclear chromosome
Molecular function (GO): single-stranded telomeric DNA binding; G-quadruplex DNA binding; double-stranded telomeric DNA binding
Source: RefSeq, a predicted model, not a curated record
UAUAAAGAGCGAUAAAUGUUUGGUAUGUUCUCUUAUCUGACACUUUCUGCUUCAUUGAAUUAUGUGAAAUUUCAGCAUUUGUUAGAAGCCGUUGUUCCAUUGAUGAAGGAAAAAGAGAAGUUAUUGCAGGAUUAUGAAGAUCUCAAAUUGAAACUUGAUCGAGAAUAUGAUGAGCAUGCAGAAAAUAAAAGAGGUUUCCAGCAGGACAUUGAAAUGCUUAUGACACUCAAUAAUCGGAUCAAAGAAUACCUUGACUCAAAGAAAGUUGAGAAAUUAAAGGACUUGCAAGAAAGGCACGGAUUAUCUGAAUCACAACUGCAAAGAUGUGACACAAGGAAGCAGGAAAUUUCAACUGAUUUGAACAAGAGUAAAGAGUUAAUGAGAAAUCAAGAUCAGCUAAAAAGAAACAUUGAUGAUAAUUUGAACUAUAGGAAGACAAAAGCUGAUGUAGAUGAACUUACUCAUGAAAUUGAGAGCCUAGAGGAGAAGGUACUAUCUAUUGGCAGUAUGUCCAGUCUAGAAGCGGAUCUUAAAAAACAUCUGCAGACAAAGGAGAGACUUCUUUCAGAGAUGAACAGGUGUCAUGGAACCCUAUCUGUCUAUCAAAGUAACAUAUCAAAGUACAAGAUCGACCUUAAACAUGCUCAAUACAAUGAUAUUGAUAAGAGAUAUUUCAAUCAGCUGAUUCAACUUAAGACAACGGAAAUGGCAAACAAGGACCUUGACAGAUACUACAAUGCACUUGAUAAGGCACUCAUGCGUUUUCAUACAAUGAAAAUGGAGGAAAUAAAUAAGAUCAUAAAAGAAUUAUGGCAGCAAACAUAUAGGGGCCAGGAUAUAGAUUACAUUAGUAUCCACUCUGAUUCGGAAGGUGCUGGGAGCCGGUCAUACAGCUACAGAGUCCUGAUGCAGACUGGUGAAACCGAGCUUGAGAUGAGGGGAAGGUGCAGUGCUGGUCAAAAGGUUCUUGCUUCUCUUAUCAUAAGAUUGGCGCUCGCUGAAACAUUUUGUCUAAAUUGUGGAAUACUUGCACUGGAUGAGCCAACCACCAACUUGGAUGGGCCAAACGCAGAAAGUCUAGCCGCUGCUCUCGUUAGAAUCAUGGAAGAUCGGAAGGGUCAAGAGAACUUUCAGUUGAUAGUCAUUACACAUGAUGAAAGAUUUGCUCAGCUGAUCGGUCAGCGCCAGCAUGCUGAGAAAUAUUAUCGGGUCACAAAGGACGAACAUCAACACAGCAUUAUUGAAGCUCAAGAAAUUUUUGAUUGAUUUUGUUGCGUCAAGAUGGAGAUUAUUGGCUUACAAAAAAAUCUCUUAGUUGAAUGUUAUUAGUCGGCCUAUCUCAAAACAAUUUACAGAUCAGCUGAAGUGAAACAAAGACCAGUGUCAAUGUCUUUUUUUUUUUUUUUUUUAAUUUGGAUUGGUGAGUUCUGGUUGAGUUUUGUUUAUUGUAUCCAAGAACCUACUGUAAAUAAGUAUGUUUUUAAUUAAUCUAAUUUUAAUUGAUACAUUGGCCA